CCGCUAUAAAUUCAUUGUUCCACCUCCUCGCAUCUUCACAGCGCUCGCGCUGCUCUCCGCGCUCGCAGCGGCCGACUGGGGAUGACCGUGGGCAGGAGGACACUGCAUCCGAAGGGACACGGACGCGCCGCUUCACUGGCUCGCCGCAGGCCGCCGCUGGCAUUUUUGUUUUAAUUUUUAUGGCUUUUUCCCUCUCUUUCUUCCCUACCUCCUGGUUCCAGUAGAGUCAAGGAAACCCACAGAAUAAGAAAGGAAGUGGGCUUCGGAGCUUGGAACCCCCGCUGCCGCCGGGUCCAGAGCAGCAAGGGGGCGGGAGGCAGCGCGCACCAGUAGCCCGCCUGGUGCGCGGCACCUUCCUUCCUUUUCUUGCUGCAGCGAGAGUGGCUGCCUUUGGGGUUGGAUUUGGGUUUUUCUCUUUUUCUCGUAUUUGCUGAAUCUCCACAACCCGGCUUUUCUCUUUUUAUUUUUUUCUUCUUUCCGGAGAACGAAUCCAAACAUUUUCCAAACCAACAAAGAAAAGUUUGCACGCUGGCACCGCGGCCAGGACAGGCUGGCGCUGCUGCGGGGUCCCCCUCCCUCCCUCCGACACUUGACUCAACCUUGCAAGCGUGUGUGUGUGUGUGUGCCCCCACCUCCUGCCCCGGUAACUUCCAUAGCGAAUAACAAAUACCCAUAAAGUCCCCGUCGCGCAGCCCCUCCCCGCGGGCAGCGCACUAUGCUGCUCGGGUGGGCGUCCCUGCUGCUGUGCGCGCUCCGCCUGCCCCUGGUCGCCGCCGGCCCCGCCGCGGCACCUGCCCAGGAUAAAGCCGGGCAGCCUUGGGCUGCUGCAGCGGCCGCCCAGCCCCGCCGGCGGCAGGGGGAGGAGGCGCAGGAGCGGGCUGAGCCUCCGGGCCACCCGCACCCCCUGGCGCCGCAGCGCAGGAGCAGCGGGCUCGUGCAGAACAUCGACCAGAUCUACUCGGGCGGCGGCAAGGUGGGCUACCUCGUCUACGCGGGCGGCCGGAGGUUCCUCCUGGACCUGGAGCGGGAUGGUUCGGUGGGCGCCGCUGGCUUUGUGCCCGCAGGAGGCGGGCCGAACUCGACUCGGCGCCACCGGGGCCACUGCUUCUACCGGGGCACGGUGGACGGCAGCCCCCGCUCCCUGGCUGUCUUUGACCUCUGCGGUGGUCUCGACGGCUUCUUCGCGGUCAAGCACGCGCGUUACACCCUGAAGCCUCUGCUGCGCGGGCCCUGGGCCGAGGCAGAAUCCGGGCGCGUGUACGGGGACGGAUCCGCGCGGAUCCUGCACGUCUACACCCGCGAAGGCUUCAGCUUUGAGGCCCUGCCGCCGCGCACCAGCUGCGAGACCCCCGCGUUGCCGCCAGGGCCGCGUGAGCGCCCCCCAGCGCACAGCAGCCCGGACCCACACUGGGCGCUAGCCCCGCAGUUCCUAGAUAAGUCGGCUACCUCGUCCGAUGGGGGCCAGGCACCACAGACGUCGUGGCGGCGGCGGCGCCGCUCCAUCUCCCGGGCCCGCCAGGUGGAGCUGCUCCUCGUGGCUGACGCGUCCAUGGCGCGGAUGUACGGCCGCGGCCUGCAGCACUACCUGCUGACCCUGGCCUCCAUCGCCAACCGGCUGUACAGCCACGCCAGCAUCGAGAACCACAUCCGCCUGGCCGUGGUGAAGGUGGUGGUGCUGGGUGACAAGGACAAGAGCUUGGAGGUGAGCAAGAACGCAGCCACCACGCUCAAGAACUUCUGCAAGUGGCAGCACCAGCACAACCAGCUGGGGGACGACCACGAGGAGCACUACGAUGCGGCCAUCCUGUUCACUCGAGAGGAUUUAUGUGGGCAUCAUUCAUGUGACACCCUGGGAAUGGCAGACGUUGGGACCAUAUGUUCUCCGGAGCGCAGCUGUGCUGUGAUUGAAGACGAUGGCCUCCAUGCAGCUUUCACUGUGGCUCACGAAAUUGGACAUCUACUUGGCCUCUCCCAUGACGAUUCCAAAUUCUGUGAAGAGAACUUUGGUUCAACAGAAGAUAAGCGCUUAAUGUCUUCCAUUCUAACCAGCAUCGAUGCGUCCAAGCCGUGGUCCAAAUGCACCUCGGCCACCAUCACAGAGUUCCUGGACGAUGGCCAUGGUAACUGUUUGCUAGACCUGCCGCGAAAGCAGAUCCUGGGCCCUGAAGAACUCCCAGGUCAGACCUACGAUGCCACCCAGCAGUGCAACCUGACAUUUGGGCCCGAGUACUCGGUGUGUCCCGGCAUGGACGUCUGCGCGCGCCUGUGGUGUGCCGUGGUGCGCCAGGGCCAGAUGGUGUGUCUGACCAAGAAGCUGCCAGCCGUGGAGGGGACCCCAUGUGGGAAAGGGAGGAUCUGCCUGCAGGGCAAGUGUGUGGACAAAACCAAGAAAAAAUAUUAUUCAACAUCAAGCCAUGGCAACUGGGGGUCCUGGGGGUCCUGGGGCCAGUGUUCUCGCUCGUGUGGGGGAGGAGUUCAGUUUGCCUAUCGCCACUGCAAUAACCCUGCACCCAGAAACAAUGGCCGCUACUGCACAGGGAAGAGGGCUAUCUACCGCUCCUGCAGUGUCACACCCUGCCCGGCUAAUGGUAAAUCUUUUCGCCAGGAGCAGUGUGAGGCCAAAAACGGAUAUCAGUCUGAUGCAAAAGGAGUCAAAACAUUUGUGGAAUGGAUUCCCAAAUAUGCAGGCGUCCUGCCCGGGGACGUGUGCAAACUGACCUGCAGAGCUAAGGGCACCGGCUACUAUGUGGUAUUCUCUCCAAAGGUGACGGAUGGGACCGAAUGCAGGCCAUACAGUAAUUCCGUUUGCGUCCGGGGGAAGUGUGUGCGAACCGGCUGUGACGGCAUCAUUGGCUCAAAGCUGCAGUAUGACAAGUGUGGAGUCUGUGGAGGAGACAACUCCAGUUGUACAAAGGUUGUUGGAACCUUCAAUAAAAAAAGUAAGGGUUACACUGAUGUUGUGAGGAUUCCAGAAGGGGCAACCCACAUAAAAGUCCGACAGUUCAAAGCCAAAGACCAGACUCGGUUCACUGCCUACUUAGCCUUGAAGAAGAAAAAUGGUGAGUACCUUAUCAAUGGGAAGUACAUGAUCUCCACUUCGGAAACCAUCAUUGACAUCAACGGGACAGUCAUGAACUACAGUGGUUGGAGCCACAGGGAUGACUUCUUGCACGGGAUGGGCUACUCGGCCACAAAGGAGAUUCUAAUAGUGCAGAUUCUUGCAACAGACCCAACGAAAGCCUUAGAUGUCCGCUACAGUUUUUUCGUUCCCAAGAAGUCCACUCAAAAAGCAAACUCCGUCACUAGCCAUGGCAGCAAUAAAGUGGGAUCGCAAACGCCGCAGCUGCAGUGGGUGACAGGCCCAUGGCUCGCCUGUUCUAGGACCUGUGACACAGGCUGGCACACCAGGACGGUGCAGUGCCAGGAUGGAAACCGCAAGUUAGCCAAGGGAUGUAUUCUUUCUCAGAGGCCUUCUGCCUUUAAGCAAUGUUUCCUCAAGAAAUGUUAGCCUGUGGUCAUGAUCUUAUGCAGAGAUAGCUGGAUGAUUCAUCACUGGUCAGUCAUGAUGAACAGUGGUGAUCGGUCGUGGUGAACUAGAGGUCACCUAAAGCACAGAAAGUCACUCUUCAACAGUGUCAUUGUCAACAGGAGUCCAAUUAUGGGCAGAAUCUGCUCUCCGUGACCAGAUGAAGAUGUGCACUGUUUCAUGUGACAGUGGUGACCUUUGAAUAUAGAAAACUUGGGAGUUAUUGAACAUCACCUGGGCCUACAAGAAUGAAAAAACACUGAUGAAUGUAGAAUCAGGGCACAUUUGAAGAUGGCAGAACAACAGUCUCCCCCAUGUCACCUACCUCUUAUAGAAUGUCUUCAAAGGCAUCAUAAUCAUUUUCACCCGUAAUACACAGUAGCUUAUUUUUACUGUUUGUAAAUACAUUCUCCCUUGAUAUGUCACUUUAUAUCACUUGGUUCUAUUAAAAUAUAUAUAUAUAUGUAUAUAUAUAUAUUUCUAUAAAGAAGUGCUUGACCAAAGUAGGUCUGCAGCUAUUUCAACACCUUCCAGUUUCCAGAAAGAGCUGUGGAUGUUUUACUGGAAAUUAAGAACUUGCUGCUGUUUUAAUAAGAUUUAGUAUACUUUGAGACUACAGGAGAUAAAAUUUGAGUCAAAAACCAUUUUGACAGCAAGCAUCUUCUGAGAAUUCUGAAAAACAAAAGGAUCUCAGUGUAUCUAAUCAUUGCAAUACAUACACGGGUCCAUUUAUUUAAACCUUUGACUGCCUGUAUUUUUUCAAGGAGCCAGCCAAAUUAAUGCAUAAUUAGGAUUUAGAAGUAUGUUUGUGUGUGUGUGUGUAUGUUAUCAGUUUUCAAGAGCCUAAAAAUCAGUUUCCUCCUGUUAGAAAUUAAAAGGCAAAAAAAAAAAUACUUCACCAUAUUUUCAGGUUAUAUUUUCACAACUGCUUUUCCUUUCUGUGGCUCCCAUCUGAUAUCUCACAAUGUGUCACAUACAGACAAAAACACACAGCAAAGAGUUUUCUAUCACCUUCAACACUGGUAUACCUCUUACCAGCAAGCCUUUAAAAUGUACUUUGUUUUUGCUUGUUGUUCAUUUUGUUCAAGGGUUCUGUAAGACCUACAAUGUUUUGUACUUCUUGCUGACUUAGUUUAAUAGGAAUAUUAAAGAUCACUUUGUAGUUAGCCACAUCUAGACGUGGUUAUCAUUUAUGUGGCUAGUGCAAAAAAAGUGGUUAAUAUUAAUAAGACUGUUUCCACACUACAGAGGCAAUAAUUCCUGCAUUGCUUUGUUUUUUGAAAUUCAAGUAUACCGACACUGUACUUAAGAUUUUUCCCAAUUGGAAAGCAUUUGGUUGUACCAGUAAGUGUUUGAGUGAUGAAAUGUGAUGAUUUUUGAGAAGUUCAUUGCGUUUAUUUCCAAAGCCUGUCUAGGUAGGUUGUAUGUUAGAAUAGUUAGACAUGGAAAAUUUUGACAGUCAUAUGCACAAAAAUCUCUUUUUAGACAGUAAACUGCAUUCCUUCACCCCAUAACUCAGAAAACCUAAGGUGUUUCAUUUCAUUGAGAUGUCUUUUUCUUUGUGAAAUAUCACAAAGCCCAUUGUUUUUAUAAAAAUUUUUAAUAAUCAUACCAAAUGUGCCUAUUGCUAAAGAUUUGCAUAUAAGGAUGUUAGGGGACCAUUGUUUGAGUUCCCUUAAACUCAUGAGAGUUUAUUUUUAUUAAAAGAUAUUUUUAAUAUAGAAAAAUUAUGUAAUUGAUCUUGCUACAUCACUUUCAUUUCAGUGGGACAGGAGAAUGGAUGUCUCACUGUUUUAAGUAUUUUCUUAAGAAAUUAUUUGGUAAGACAAAUAAUUGUUUUACAGAACUGAUAGUCAUCCUUUGGAUUUUCAUAGACUGACUUUGCUUUAGACGUAAUUAUUUUUCUCAAUAAAUUAUCAGUUAGAGAAAUGAGGCCUAUGUAAGACUAGUAACCUACAGUUGAUGGAGGUCACCAGAUAUCAGGGCAGGGAACAAAGCUAUUCACAUCAGUCAGAAAAAAAAAUUUAAAUCACACCAAUCAUUUGACUAUGCAGAGAGAAUUAAUAGCAAGGCCAACAUUAUUUUUUCCACUUUUCAAAAUAGUUUUAAUCAAGUAACGCAACUAUGCCAAAAUUUAUUUUUAUCUUUUGUGGUUAUAUUCACAGCAAUAUUAAAAAAUAAUUGAAGAGUAAACAUGAUUGUUUCCUACUCUGCUUCUCUAUACUGUAUUCAUAGAUUUUUUUUAAUAUGGUUUAACAUGAUUCGUUUUUUUCCACAUAUAAUGAAGUUUUACACUUCUCAUUGAAACAACCCUAGAGAGCAUAGAACAAAUAAACCACUAUUCCAUGCUUUCAAGGAGUUUUCUUUAGUUUUUUUGUAUGAGGAUCAAUAGAUUGACUAAGGAAUUUAUGUCUAAACUCCUGAGAAAAAUGAUGUAGACUGGAGGCUGAAAUUCAGAGACAUGGAGUGAUCAGUAGAUAUAGAGAAUGAUAAGCAAAGGGAAAAUUGUCUUUAACAAAAUCUAAUUCAGUCCAAUUUGACUUUGGGCUAGGCCAUUCACCUUUCCAUAGUUGCACCUUGAAUAAAGAGUCUAGGGGCUACUUAGGGGCUACCUAGGGGCUACUUCCUCAAAAAAAGAGUUUGUCUGAAAAUGCUCAGGUUAGUAAGAAUUUAAUCUCACUCACAAAACUAAACACUCCAGAUUGUUUCAUUAAAUACAAAGGGAGCCCAGAAGAAAAUAGCAUUGAUUUCUUCUAGAACAGAAAAGGUCAAAUUAAGCCCCACCUUGUUAUUUAGAGGUUUAAGGGCACUGUUUUAAUUUGUUCAACAAAUUCAACUUCCUUUGCCUUCCUGUGGAAACAGUUUUAUCCCAUUAAACUAAGAAUUGAGGGAUUAAU
This is a messenger RNA of Diceros bicornis minor, 6423 nucleotides long. RefSeq names its product ADAM metallopeptidase with thrombospondin type 1 motif 5 (gene ADAMTS5). Gene Ontology annotation, molecular function: zinc ion binding; metalloendopeptidase activity. The coding region runs from base 716 to 3508 and encodes 930 amino acids. Lineage: Eukaryota; Metazoa; Chordata; Mammalia; Perissodactyla; Rhinocerotidae. The record is from RefSeq and is a predicted model, not a curated record. Gene Ontology annotation, biological process: extracellular matrix organization; proteolysis. The transcript has 8 exons.